Phoenix dactylifera (date palm) is the source of this 2310-nucleotide messenger RNA. Its product is annotated as UDP-N-acetylglucosamine-N-acetylmuramyl-pyrophosphoryl-undecaprenol N-acetylglucosamine protein. NCBI's taxonomy places the organism in Eukaryota, Viridiplantae, Streptophyta, Magnoliopsida, Arecales, Arecaceae. Gene Ontology annotation, cellular component: membrane. The record is from RefSeq and is a predicted model, not a curated record.
CAUGAUCCAAAGUCUGGCUUCUUUCCUCGAUCCCGUCCGUCUAUUAAUUAGGUGCCGAAAUGCAAUUAGCAUAAAGGGGUUGCGUGCUGAGGCGAUGGCAUCUCGGGUCCCUUUUUGGAUAUUGUGCUCAUUCCCGGCAGUUUGUUUCUGGAUAAUAAGCCCGCUUUGAAUUAGGAGGCGUCUUUAUCGCCCUUGGGGUCUACCGCUACUAAAUUUUCUCCGAAUUAGGCUUCCUUCGAGAAAUGGGCUAUCCUCUUCUUCCUUACGGUCUUUCGGAGCUGCUGCUUAAUUUCAAGUGUUCUCUCUCUCUCACACACACUUUCCUUUCCUUUUCUUUUCUUUUCUGCUGAACUGGUUUGGAUUGGCGAGUUCUGUCGUAGAACAGAACAGCGGUCAGGCGAAUGGCUUUCCUGUUAUUUUCCUUCGCAGGGUUCCUCUUCCUUUUUAUUGCUUCCUGACCUUCGAAUUAGCGGCAAAUGCUGUGGAAAAAAUGCAGAUGUAGUUUUCAUCCCCCCCACCCCACCCUUUCGUCUUCUUCUUCAGAUAGUCGAGGGGCUUGCGGUUGGACAUGGAUGUUCUACUCUUGCCGGCUUUCUGAAUUGUUUCCAUGUCCUACUUUCUAACUUAAUUUGCUCUAAUCUUCAGCUCGAGAAAGGAGCUUGUGAUUGAAAUUCAUAACCCGGCAUUCUUUGUUUCAUUUCACUCUGGGACUGGGGGAGUAGUUGCGAGGAGAGAGGAAGCAGCAAAAACAGUAGGAUAUAUUAUUCGGAUGCGGGAGUGAGAAAAUAAUCCUCUAUGCAUUCCUCAACAGGACCUUCAAGAAGUUCUUGGCAGCCAGCCAUGACUGCUGAUACCACCAACCCGGAUUAUUGGCUCAACUGGAGAGUUUCACUAUGUGGGAUAUGGGUGCUGUCUUGCGUGAUCGUAGCAUCCAUUCUGAUAUGGAAAUAUGAAGGUUCCAACUCAGAGAGAGAAGAAAGAGCAGAAACUCAACAGGCGACGCCGGGAACUUUGUACAUGGAUGAGUCUUGGAGACCUUGUCUUCAAGAAAUCCAUCCUGCUUGGCUGCUGGCUUUUCGGGUCAUAGCGUAUUUUGUACUUCUGGCAUUGCUCGUCGUCAAUGCCAUUGUGAAUGGAGGUGACAUCUUCUACUACUACACACAGUGGACUUUUGUGCUGGUUACUGUUUAUUUCGGGCUUGGUUCGCGGCUAUCUGCUUAUGGGUGCCAUCAAUACCUCAAUAAAGUUGGCGCAGACAAGCUCGACCUUGUAAGGCCAGAUGAAGAACGUGGCCCAUAUAUGGCUCCUACAAUUGAGGAGAAUUCAAAUGUGCAUGAUGAAGUGAAAAUCUCUGGCUUCCAUGAAGAAGACAACAUUCAGGAAAUUGCUGGAUUUUGGGGUUAUGUGUUUCAAAUCAUCUAUCAGACAAAUGCAGGCGCUGUGAUCCUUACUGAUUGCGUCUUCUGGCUCAUCAUUUUCCCCUUUCUUGCCAUCAAAGAUUAUAAUCUAAAUUUUUUACUAAUUGGUAUGCAUUCGGUCAAUGCAGUCUUCCUCCUUGCUGAUACUGCCUUGAAUAGUUUGCGGUUCCCAUGGUUCCGGAUUGCAUACUUCCUACUCUGGACAGCAGCAUAUGUCAUUUUCCAAUGGGGGGUCCAUGCUUGUAUCUCAAUCUGGUGGCCUUAUCCAUUUCUUGACUUGUCAUCAUCUCAUGCCCCUAUAUGGUAUUUCGUGGUGGCAUUGAUGCAUGUCCCUUGCUAUGCUGUAUUCCCAUUGGUUAUAAAGUUGAAGCACAUUCUGCUAUCCAGAUGGUUUCCUCAGUCCUACCAUGGUAUGAGGUAAGCCAGCAUGAAUCAUUAGCAUCAACUGUGGCUUCAUUCAGCACAGUAAAUCGCCAGAGUACGGUCAUUCCCCAGCUAGCUCGCCUUUCAAAACAGCUGCAUCCAUGAUGGUGGGUUGGAGCCGCAAAUAGUCAGGAGAUCUAUCUAAUAAAAUCAGAUAUGAAGUGCCUUGAUGAUCUCUGCAUCAAGGGCCUUGAUGAAAACGAGGCAUAAAAGGAUGCAUGAAAGGAGCUUUGCUCCUAGACUCGAGCUGCUAGUUCUAUCCAUAUUGGAAUAUACAAUUGUAUAGGGAGCUUAUAAAUUUUUUCAACACUCCUAUCCUCUUUGUUUCAGUGCAUAUUGUGAUAAUUUUCACAAUCAUCUCCUAUCUACGUGAGUAAUCAACGGGCAUUCACGUUUCAGAUGGCUAACAACUGAAUGUUGCAACUUCAAGAUGAAUGGAAUUAAAUCAGCUGACAAUUAAAUCUUGCAA